AUGGGCGGUUUAGAGACUAUGCUCGGUGAGCGGUACUCGCUAAUUAAACAAAUUGUGGACCAUAAAUUUGCGCCUUCUUUGUUGCUCUACGGACCCCCAGGAGUGGGUAAAACUACCUUGGCGCUGGCGCUGGCCCGUGAGUUAAAACUGACCUACCACGUUUUUAACUCGGCCCUUGAUAAAAAGCACGCGUUGGAAAAAAUUAUCCAAGCCUCGCGGGAAAAACAAAUGUCAAUCUUGAUCGUUGAAGAAAUCCACCGGAUUAAUCGUGACCGCCAAGACAUCAUUCUCCAAGCGCUUGAUCAAGAAAAAUUGUUGCUUUUUGCUACCACGACCGAAAACCCUUUUUUCGUAGUUAAUCCCGCUCUUAGAAGUCGGGUCCAAAUCAUCGAAGUUCAUCCGCUCGGUUGGCAGCAAAUUUUGCGUGUUUUAAAAACCGCCGUCCAAAAAAUUGCGGCGGUACAAAAAAUCCAAUUUGCUGAUCAAGCGCUGGAAUUAGUGGCUAAGGCUAGCAACGGCGAUUUACGCUACGCGCUCAAAACGAUUGAACUGGCCGCCCGACUUUUCCCCAAAAAACGUUUAAUUAACCCCGCCACAAUGGCCGGUAUUUUUAACUCAACCCAUCUCACGGGCGCUCACUACGGCGAUCAGCACUACGAUCUUCUAUCGGCCUACCAAAAAUCGGUUCGUGGCAGCGACGUAGACGCCAGUCUCUACUACUUAGCCCGACUUUUAGCGAACGGCGAUCACCAAGCUUUGAUGCGUAGGAUGCUCGUCACGGCUUACGAAGACAUUGGCCUAGCUAACCCAAUCAUCGCCGUCAAAGUCAAAACUGCCACCGACUGUUUUCGCCAACUCGGUUUGCCCGAAGGCAUGAUUCCGCUCGGGCUGGUGACGAUCGAAAUGGCGCUAAGCGAAAAAUCUAACAGCGGCUACUUGGCAAUUAAAAAGGCCUACCAGGUGGUCACCAAGGGCGGUCAGGCGCACUCGGUGCCAAUUCACCUCAGAGACGCGCACUACAAAUCAGCCGCUAAGCUUGGUCAUGGCCAAGGGUAUCUUUACCCCCAUAACUUCCCCAGCCACUUUACUGAGCAAAGUUAUCUGCCAAAAGAACUUUUAGAGAAACGGUUUUUUCAAAUUGAUCGUUCAAACUUAUACGAACGUAAAUUAGCUGAGUUGUACGAAAGAUUUACCAAAAAAACUAAAUCUUAA
This is a messenger RNA of Centruroides sculpturatus (bark scorpion), 1212 nucleotides long. RefSeq lists its product as uncharacterized. NCBI's taxonomy places the organism in Eukaryota, Metazoa, Arthropoda, Arachnida, Scorpiones, Buthidae. The record is from RefSeq and is a predicted model, not a curated record. Gene Ontology annotation, molecular function: enzyme activator activity; DNA binding; ATP binding. The coding region runs from base 1 to 1212 and encodes 403 amino acids. The transcript has a single exon. Gene Ontology annotation, biological process: DNA-templated DNA replication; regulation of DNA repair.